Molecule: messenger RNA, 434 nt
Organism: Didymodactylos carnosus
Lineage: Eukaryota; Metazoa; Rotifera; Eurotatoria; Philodinida; Philodinidae
Source: the annotation of a GenBank genome assembly
CUCUGAGGGUCAAACACACGCACAUACAUACACACUAAAUUGUAUGCCAAUAAAGAUUAUCGAAAUACAUUCGGAAAAAUUAGAAGCGUUUUGCUGCAGUUCUGUACCACGUUAUUUCUUAGAUUCAACAAUUAUUUGGUCCACGUGAUAACAACAGUACGAGUACAGGUGAAGAUUUGGCUCCGGUGAACACUUUUCAGAAUCCUAGUUCAACGUUAACUAGUAGUACAUUGUCCGAUUCGUUAACUAGUAGCACAUUGUCCGAUCCGUUAACUGGUAGCACAUUGUCCGAUCCGUUAACUGAUACGUCAUCCGAAACAUCAUUACAAGGAACAGGAAGUGCAUUAUCAAGCAGUGAAAAUGAACCUGGCAGCUCAGAAAAAGAUUCAUCUGAGAAGAAUCAAACACGGAAGGAUGAUUCCCGCAAGAAAUGA